Messenger RNA from Acanthosepion pharaonis, 720 nucleotides. Lineage: Eukaryota; Metazoa; Mollusca; Cephalopoda; Sepiida; Sepiidae. The record is from the annotation of a GenBank genome assembly.
AUGAUAUCUAUCUAUCUAUCUAUCUAUCUAUCUAUCUAUCUAAGUCUGCUCAUAUUUAUCUCUCCCAGCUUCUUCAUAGCUAUCUAUCACUCUCUGUCCAUUAUCUAUCUAUCUAUCUAUCUAUCUAUCUAUCUAUCUAUCUAUCUAUCUAUCUAUCUAUCUGUUUGCCUGUCUUCUGUUGAUAUCUAUCUAUCUAUCUAUCUAUCUAUCUAUUUAUCUAUCUAUCUAUCAGAUUCUGUUCAUAUCUAUCUUUCUGUCAAAGACUGUUUAUAUCUAUCUAUCUAUCUAUCUAUCUGUCUGUCUGUCACAUCUGUUCAUCUAUCAUCUAUCUAUCUAUCUAUCUAUCUAUCUAUCUAUCUAUCUAUAAACCUACCUACCUACCUACCUACCUACCUAUCUAUCAGACUCUGUUCAUAUCUAUCUUUUUGUCAAAGGCUGUUCAUAUCUAUCUAUCUAUCUAUCUAUCUAUCUAUCUAUCUGUCACAGUCUGUUAAUAUCUAUCUAUCUAUCUAUCUAUCUAUCUAUCUAUCUAUCACAAAGUAUCUAUCUAUCUAUCUAUGCGUCUGUCCCAAUUUGUGCUUAUCUUAUAUCUAUCUAUCUAUCUAUCUAUCUAUCUAUCUAUCGAUCUAUCUAUCUAUAUAUUCUUUUCAUCUAUAUAUUCUUUUCAUCAACUAUCUAUCUAUCUAUCUAUACGUGUGUCUCAAUUUGUAUUUAUCCUAG